Messenger RNA from Aphis gossypii (cotton aphid), 626 nucleotides. RefSeq lists its product as uncharacterized. The record is from RefSeq and is a predicted model, not a curated record. NCBI's taxonomy places the organism in Eukaryota, Metazoa, Arthropoda, Insecta, Hemiptera, Aphididae. Bases 59 to 538 code for a protein of 159 amino acids. The transcript is spliced from 2 exons.
UGAAGGACUAUGGUCUUUACUAUGUGAGAAAGAACCAAAAAAUACAACUCUACAAGAUAUGGAAUCUUAUUACGACAUUUUAAAAACUUCACGAGCUCAUUUAAAAGCAGAUGGGAAAACUAAAACCUCAAAGUUUCAUAAAUGGACGAAUGUUGUAAAACCUCUAUACGAUAGAAUGAAAAAUGAGGAAAAGCAAUUAAACGAAGAAAUAGAUAAAAUUAAUAACUCAAGAACUCCUAGAUUAAGUUUAGCACAAAUUACCGAUCAUUUAUCUAGAUCUAACACUAAACCAAACAGUUCUAUGACUACAGAUCCAAAGAAUGAAAAAAUGUUUAAUUUUACUGCAACCCCAAAGGUUAAGAGAGGUUCUGGUUUAUAUAAAGAUGUAAUACCUCAAACACAAUUAGUUUAUUAUGACGAUCCGAAUGAACUAGUAACUAGAUUAAAUCUUCUAACAUCAUCACAAAAUGUUGGUAAUACUGGUGUCAAUAAUGAAAUUAUAUCAAUUUUAGAAGAAUUACACGAGAGAAAUAAGUAGUAUAUAUUUGUAUGUUCUGAGCACCUUUUGACUACGGAGAUUUCAAAAUUUUAAGGGAGACUUUUCCCCUCAAACUUUUUUUUCUCCG